Klebsormidium nitens is the source of this 2331-nucleotide messenger RNA. The record is from the annotation of a GenBank genome assembly. NCBI's taxonomy places the organism in Eukaryota, Viridiplantae, Streptophyta, Klebsormidiophyceae, Klebsormidiales, Klebsormidiaceae.
AUGGACCUCUCCGCUCGUUCCUGGAACUCCGUCAAGUCAUCAUUGGGCUGGACGUGCGUCGUUCUGGGGGCAGUGGCGUCAGGCAACAUUAUCCUUAUGUUCGUGUUCCAAGCGAUCCGGGUGGUUGAGGCUGAGGUGGCUCGGGUUAAGAAGCUUAACCAGCAACUCGUACUGGCAACGAUUGCGGCUGAAUCGGCGGACCGGUCCAAGAGCACCUUCCUUGCGACCAUGUCGCACGAGAUUCGCACGCCCUGCAACGGCAUCAUAGGAAUGAACACGCUUCUGAUGGACACCCCCCUGAGCGCAGUACAGCAGGAUUACGUGCAGACCGCACUGGUGUCAGGCGCAACGCUUCUGUCGCUCAUAUCGAACAUUCUGGACAUGUCGAAGAUUGAAGCGGGCCACAUGGAUAUCGAGGACUCGGUCGAGUUCGAAGUACGAUCCGAAGUCAGCGAGCUGCUUCACUCCUUCGCGGAACAGGCGCGGCAACAGGGUCUGGGGCUCAACGCGCUCGUGCAGGACUCGGUCCCAGAGCAACUGGUUGGGGACCCAAACCGGUUCAAACAGGUGCUGAAUAAUCUGCUCUCCAACGCGAUGAAAUUCACGAAGGCCGGGGGGAUUUUGCUGUGCGUGCAAGUGGGGAGCUGCACGGAGUUGCAAGAAGAAGAGUGGAGUCCAGCGGAGAGCGACGCCGGCACUACCAAUAGUCCUUCGGGCAGGCCGCUCGUCCGGUGGGUGAACUUCGAUCAGCUGGAGACGCCAAGCAUGCAGCCAGGGGUGGUCACCUCGGCGACAGACGUGCUGCGAAUGAGGAGGGCGAGUCACCACAACUUCCAGCAGAGUGUGCUUCACAAUCGGACCAAGCUGAGGCUGGUUGUCUCCUGUUCCGACACCGGCAUCGGAAUCGCGCCAAGCGCACAGCUGCGGCUGUUCACACCGUUCCUGCAAGCGGAUGCAACGACGAGCAGAAAGUAUGGCGGGACCGGGAUCGGGCUGUCGAUCUGCCAGAAGCUGAUACGCCUUAUGGGGGGUGAGAUUUCGGUGGCGACACGGGAGGGUGUGGGGAGCACAUUCCAGUUCGAUGUGAUGGUUGGAGUUGGAAAGGCCAGAAACGUGUCCCGAGAGCUCCACGAGCUGCGCGUGGUGGUUGUGGAAAGGGACGCGGUCCACCACGAGGUUCUUGCCAGCUCCCUCCGCUGGCUGGGCUGCCCUGUCGACGACUUCGUCCCCCUCCCUAUGGUCUCAGCCCGCCUGCACAUGGACUGGCCACCGUCUGGCCCACAGAAGAGGGUCUACUUCCUCUCCUUAGACGACCCACUUCAGAGGCUCGCGGUGUUCAAGUUGGUUGGCUGGAUACAGUCGCAGCCGGGGGGCAAGGACUGUGCAAUGGUCGGCAUUCUGAGCUACCAAGACAAACACGUCAAAGCGGAGGCCCUGUCGGCGGGUUUGGACAGCGUGCUACUGCGGCCUGUCAGACGGAGCGUGCUUCUGAGCGCGGUGAAUAGGGCCCUUUCUCUGGCCAUGCCGAAGGAGAACCCCACCGGGCAAGCGAUGGCAGGGGACCUGUUGCGACUUAAAAGGGCGCGGGCGCUGGUCGUGGACGAUGGCUGCAUCAACCGAAAGGUGGUGACCCGACUGCUGGAGAACAUGGGCUUGGACGUCGCCGCAGUGUCAAGCGGCCAGCAAGGCGUUGAGCUGAUGCGUGCGGAAGCGCUUACCAACGGCAAUCGCAUCGCCAUUGUAUUCAUGGACGUCCAGAUGCCGGACAUGGACGGCUACGAAGCAACCAUCCGCAUCAGGCUCGAUGAGCUGAGCCGCUGUCCCCACGAGCGCGCCAACAGAACCCUUCACCACGUUCUCAACGGCGUGUCCGCUGGCCAGCUCUUCGAGGAGACAGCCUGCGGGCUGUGCCGGGUGCCAAUCAUUGCCCUGACGGCAGACGUCAUGAAGGGCUGCCGGGAGCAAUGCAUGGCCGCAGGGAUGGACGACUUUCUGCCAAAGCCCCUCCAAAAGAAGCACCUACAGCUGCUGUUGGUCAAGUACGUUUGCCAGGAUAGAGGCAUAAGUAGGACAAUUGGGCCAAACGAAGACAGAUAGCGUAUCUUCCAUCCAAGGAUGUACGACUUGCAUGGGGGACCUGGUUAAUCAAAGACUAGAGUCGCGAUCAUUAUUUCCUGAUUCUGGAAUCGUUGAGAAGAUGUAUUUACUUGCUGGUAGUCGGUACGAAGUAGCUCUUACCGUUUCUGUUCACCAAUAAUUAGCAAGUGUUACUCACGUUUUAUAUUUAACGUGGCACCUGGUGUCGCACUUUUCAAAAAUUGUAUAUUGUGG